Molecule: messenger RNA, 378 nt
Organism: Scutellospora calospora
Lineage: Eukaryota; Fungi; Glomeromycota; Glomeromycetes; Diversisporales; Gigasporaceae
Source: the annotation of a GenBank genome assembly
AUGAUGAGUUUUUUUGAUUUUGAAAAAUUAACUGAGUAUAAUUUGAAAUUUCAGAUCUUACCAAUUUUGCUGUCACCACCUAAUAUCGUAUCAAAUGUUUCUCAACCUGCACCUAGUGCUGCAAAAAAUAUAGCAAAAGCUGAAGCUAUUAAUCAUUUAGAAGUUUAUAUGGAAAAAAUGAGGGCACAAAUAGAAAAAGGAAGAAAACAUCUACGAAGAUUUGAAAAAAAUGAUCUGGUUCAGAUUCAAAUUUCUGAAGUUGAUCGUGCUGGAUGCCAGUAUAGAAGGUUAAAUGAGCAUUAUUCUGCUAUUAAAUUGGUUCCUAUAUCUGGAACGUUUAGAGAAUACCUAGAGCUUAUUGUUAUUUCCGAGAUUUGU